GACACUCAUUCUUCAGUACACCGUUCGUGAGUGCGAACAUCGCCGUAAUGUCUGAAUUAAUAUUCACAGCAGCAGGUCUGCAGAACUUUUACAAGAGUUAGAUUUUUCUAUAAGAUAUAAAGUAUACAAGUGAAAAAUUGUGAUUAAAUUACUCACUCGCGUAUAUAUAAAAUUUACACGUUUCUUUGAAAAGCAAAAGUUUAUAUUAAAAAAUUAUUUCUUUAAUAAUUAGAUAUGAUAGUUAAUAGUCAGACAUAAGAAUGGAAGAAACGGUGGCAUUGAUUAAAUCAUGCAUAAUUUCGAAGAAAGGCGGUGUACCAAUUACAGAUCUAAAUGAUGAAUUUCAAAUUCUCGUCGGAGAAUCUAUUCCAUAUCGCAGAUUAGGAUUUACGAGUCUCCGUGCAUUUUUACAAACUAUAGAUGGUUUGGAGACAAGUUGGAAUAAUUUUGGUGAACAAACAUUAAGAAUAAAUGAUUCUAAAAUAUCUCAUAUCGAUAGACUUAUACGCAAGCAAAAAAUGGAUUAUUCAAAGACGAGAAACAAAUAUUAUAAACAGUUUAUGCGAAAUGGCAAUCUUAAACAUGAUGAUCGUAGACAAAGGAAUAGAUUAAUUUAUAAUGCCGAUCGAAUCAAUAGACGGAAUCAAGAUUUCGCUCAACGUCGUGAUGUAAAUUUAUUUGGAACCAAUGGCGUUUAUAAAAAUAAAGAUUUUUUAUAUUGGAAAGAAGAAAAUCAUCAUCCGAUAGUAAUAGAAACAAACCAAGUGAAAAAACAUGACAGCAUUUAUGAACCCGUUGCAAACGGGCAACAAUUACUCGGCGACGAUUUCUUUCUACAGCUUGCAAUACGAAAUUUACAUCUUCCCAUUUGGAGAUACAAGGAUAGCUUAGCAUUACAUUGUGGAUUGUGUAUCUCCGGACAGACCAUUAGCGACUGUACUCGGGCUUUGAGGAAUAUUAAUACUAUUUCUAAUCGUGUUGUGAUUUUGCUUGGCUCGGUUGAUGUUUAUAAUAACGCCACUUGCGAGGAAAUGGUAUACGAUAUGACGGAACUCUUGCAAGUUCUCCGGUCUAAAUUUCAUCUUUCAAACACAGCCAUCACUAUCUGUACUCUUCCACCUUUGGCUAACCUUAGCAUUUAUGCUCAUAAGAAACAAAGUAUGGCGUUGCUUUCCUUCAACAAUUGGAUAAGAUCUCUGACGGAUGAUCCGUCUAAAAGAGAUUCGUCUUUUAUCAAUUAUUCUGUAAUAGAUUUAUACGAAAAGUUCUGCUUUGACGAAACGUACGUCACAAACUACGAUUGGUAUCAAACCCAAGCGCGUAGAGUGUCCGGCACCAAACAUUCCUAUGUGCUGUGGAACAUGAAGGGACGAAAGCGAGCUAUGAGCCUCAUCUACGAAGAGGAAGACACAGAUCAAUCCAGAAGUCCCAGCUCGUUGUCAAUGCAAUGAGUUAUCUGGG
Trachymyrmex septentrionalis is the source of this 1461-nucleotide messenger RNA. RefSeq lists its product as uncharacterized. The record is from RefSeq and is a predicted model, not a curated record. The coding region runs from base 261 to 1451 and encodes 396 amino acids. The transcript is spliced from 8 exons. Lineage: Eukaryota; Metazoa; Arthropoda; Insecta; Hymenoptera; Formicidae.